Messenger RNA from Amoebophrya sp. A25, 1243 nucleotides. NCBI's taxonomy places the organism in Eukaryota, Dinophyceae, Syndiniales, Amoebophryaceae. The record is from the annotation of a GenBank genome assembly.
AUGGGGCUGGCGGAGGUGGAUGCUAUCAACAUCCGCGCUUAUGGCGGCAAAGACUUUGAUGUUGGGGACCGAGUAGUACUUAGCAAGCUAGGUAUGGGCGCACCCGCAGCAUCGAACAAAGCGGCGUUGACAGUGACUGGACCCAGCAUGGCAGGAACGAUCGUCAGUAGGUCGAAAACCGCUGGUGGCAAUUCGUGGGACGUGGUGUCCGACGUCGGUCGUAAGGGCAGUUUUGCCGAGUCGCAACUGAUGCAUACUGGUCGCAACUUUGAUCGACAAGUCGGACCUAGGACAACUUUGCAGAUUGAUUCCGAAUACGUGUGGAAAAAACCUAAAGGUGGUGGCGGAGGUGGUAAUAGUAGCAUGUUUGGAUCCUUUCUUUCUGGUGGAGCUGGAGGUGGAAAACAUCAUGAUUUUGCAGUUGUUCUGAAGAAACUAGAGCCACCGAAUGGACAGCUUGUGACCGUGGAGUUGUUUGAUCCCGAGACCAAGGAUUGGCACGUGCACGAACAUGUUCCGAGGACGGAACUUCUUUUGUUAAGGCUGGCUUCUCCUAAUCCAUCUUCUGAAGCAUCCUGAAGCAGCUGUCCUAUGUAUAAGGGGAAAGAAGCAUCAGGAUGCGUCUCAAAAUUGAUUAGAAGGGUAAGCUCUAACAUUGCCGCCGGGGCUGACGUUUCAGAAUACAGGCAAGACUGUGGACAUUUGCCGGUCUCACAUAGCUCAUAGCUACUGCAUAACGAGUCGGGCUCUGUACAGGUACAUGCACGGGCACCCGACAGACAACGCGCACGCAGCGAUUGAACUGAAUUUUAUGGGUAGCAUGGAAUAACACUAUGCCAAAAGCGAACAUAGAAAAGUGUUUUUUUAGCCAAAGAACGCGCAUAAAGUUCAGGGAUCAGCUGGGCAGUAUUCGUCUCAAAGUGCGAAACUUUCACUCUGAGGCGAAUAAUUUACAAAAGAGCGCUAGAAGGUGAUCUAUCGACGCACUGAAUCUUCAGCUGAAAAAACAUAGUUAGACCGACCUAUCUUCCCCUCUUCUAAGCCUCGUCUCGCCACUACUGACCGGCGAACGGUACGAGGCCAAGGUUGGGGUGGUAGCAAUUGUGCCAGAUAUCUGCGGACGCAGCCUCCUUACGACCAUUUCCGCAUAGGCGAAGACGGCAAUUGGAAAGUGGAUGGUAACAUAACCUGGGACAACGUAGAGCCACAGCAUCCUUUGAGUGCAGAGACGCCGUUUUUGUAG